AUGACCAACGAAACUCUAGUUGAAGUCUAUAUGGACGAAAAGAAGGGACGCGGCAUCCGAGCCGGCAAAUCCUUCGUGAAGAACGAAUUUGUCAUCGAAUACAAAGGUGACAUAAUGGAUUAUACUUCGGCAAAAAUUCGUGAGGAAGAGUACGCGAAAGACCCGUCCAUUGGUUCCUACAUGUAUUUUUUCAAAUACAAGAGUAAGAGAUGGUGUGUGGAUGCAACGAAGGAGUCCAUCUACAAAGGUCGUCUUAUUAAUCACAGUGCAUUGCGUCCCAAUCUGCGAACCAAGGUGGUGGAAUUCGAAGACGGUCUUCAUCUAAUCUUGGUAGCGAAACGUGACAUUGAUGAAGCCGAAGAGCUUCUGUACGAUUAUGGGGAUCGCACACCAGAAACUGUAGCCAGAAAUCCUUGGCUUGUGAAUUCGUAG
This is a messenger RNA of Haemonchus placei, 432 nucleotides long. NCBI's taxonomy places the organism in Eukaryota, Metazoa, Nematoda, Chromadorea, Rhabditida, Trichostrongylidae. The record is from the annotation of a GenBank genome assembly.